AUGGACGAAUUCUUUCAUCUAGACUAAUUAGAUCAUUAUUUGAAUGGAGACUGGGCUUAUUGGAAUGAUAAAUUGACCACUCCACCUGGAACUUAUUUUUUGUUCUACCCUUUUCUUAAAUUAGGAUAAUUUUUUGGUUUUAAGAACACAUUGCUUGGUGCUAGACUGCUAAAUUCAUUUCUAUUGGGCUCUGCAAUUUUGGUCUUUCUUAAGAAAAUAUUUUAAGAAAUAAAUUCAAAAGAUAAAGUAUUUCUAAGCUAUUAUGUUCUUUUUACACCUACUAUUUACUUCUUUAGUCACUUAUUUUAUACUGAUUCCGCAUCACUGGUAACUUGCUUGGGGAUGUACUACUACUCAAAAAAAUAAAAGUUUACUUUAUCAGGAUUAUUUGGUUUAGUUUCAAUUCUAAUUAGGUAGACAAAUGUGAUAUGGAUACUCUACAUUUGCUUAAUUAGUUUUAUAGAUUAAAAUCUUAAAGCAUUCUAAGAGAAAAGUUUUAUGCAUAGCUCAAAGAGUUUAAUAGGAUUGCUUUUUAAAAAUAUAUUUAGCAUAGCAAGAAUGUUUAAAAUGUAGAUUAUUUUAGUCAUAGCUUUUACUUGUUUUGUAAUUUAUAAUGGCUCUAUUGUUUUAGGAGAUAAACUGAAUCAUGAAUCAUCUUUUCAUCCUACCCAACUCUUAUACUUAUCACUAUUUGCUUUCUUGAAUCUACCCUUAUCAGUAAAGGCUUAUUUCAGUAACUUAAAGGAUACAUUGAAGAAUUAAAAGGUAGCAUUCUUAAUACUCUUAGCUAUUUCUUUAGGAGUUAUUCACAAAUUUACAUUUGCUCAUAAGUUCAUUCUUUCUGAUAAUAGACAUUAUAUUUUUUAUAUUUGGAAAAAUUUUUAUGGUCGUUAUCCCAUCUUCAAAUAUUUAAUGGCUCCAGUUUAUUCUUUCUCAAUUGCUUUUAUCUUGAAUAUUUUCAAAUAGAAUGGAAUUUAGUAGCUAAACUGGCCUUGUUGA
Molecule: messenger RNA, 999 nt
Organism: Tetrahymena thermophila SB210
Lineage: Eukaryota; Ciliophora; Oligohymenophorea; Hymenostomatida; Tetrahymenidae
Product: DIE2/ALG10 family protein
Exons: 8
Biological process (GO): dolichol-linked oligosaccharide biosynthetic process; protein N-linked glycosylation
Cellular component (GO): endoplasmic reticulum
Molecular function (GO): dolichyl pyrophosphate Glc2Man9GlcNAc2 alpha-1,2-glucosyltransferase activity
Source: RefSeq, a predicted model, not a curated record